Molecule: messenger RNA, 3009 nt
Organism: Dermatophagoides pteronyssinus (European house dust mite)
Lineage: Eukaryota; Metazoa; Arthropoda; Arachnida; Sarcoptiformes; Pyroglyphidae
Biological process (GO): negative regulation of fatty acid biosynthetic process
Cellular component (GO): cytoplasm; Cul4-RING E3 ubiquitin ligase complex
Molecular function (GO): protein binding
Source: RefSeq, a predicted model, not a curated record
GAUUUUGUUUGUUGUUUGUUUUCGAAACGAAAGAAUUUUUUUCGCGCGCUUAAAAAAAUUUCAAAUUAACAAAAAAAAAAAUGAAUGCCAUCUUUUGAUUGGAAAAAAUAGAAAGUGAAAAUUGUAUCAAACGUUUGCACAUGUCGCACAUGAGCGUUAUAUAAUUCUCUCCGUCUGCGUGUUUUGUUUUGAGUAAUAAACGUGUGUUGAUUUUUUGUUUGUUUGUUUUCGAAUCUGGGAAAAAAUUUGGGAAUAAUUUUGAAGUUUUGAAUUUUAAACAAUUUAAAUGAGAAAAUGAUGAAACAACAAUAUUCAUUGAUAAAUCGUUUAAAUGAUCGUCAAAUUGGAUUGAUAAGAAAUCCAUCAUCGUCGUCGACAACAUCAACGACAAAAACAAUCAUUAAUUAUAAUGAUAAUCAUAAACAAUCAUCAAAAAUUCUUUCCAAUAUGAUUAUUGAUGAAAAUAUUGAAUAUACAAAUAAAUUUUAUUAUAAAGAUUUACUUGGUCAUUAUGGUUGUGUAAAUACUGUUGAAUUUUCGAAUGAUGGAAAUUUAAUGAUAUCAGGUGGUGAUGAUAAACGUGUUUUAAUAUGGCGUUUAUGGGAUGCAAUUGUUGAUAAAAAUUAUAAACCAAGAAUAAUGUGUAAAGAACAUUCAUCAAAUAUAUUUUGCCUAAGUUUUGAUAAUGAACAAAAACGUAUUUAUUCUGGUGGUAAUGAUGAUCUUGUUAUUGUACAUAAUAUUGAAACAGGUGAUGCAAUUGAUGUAUUUGCACAUAUGAAUGAUGUUUAUUGUAUAUCAGUAAAUCCAAUAAAUAAUAAUAUAUUUGCAAGUGCAUCAAAUGAAAUUCGUAUUUGGGAUUUACGUAGUUCAUUAAGUUGUCAACAUUUACAAUCGAAUGGUGUAUUUCAUGGUGUACAAUAUAAUCCAACACAACCAUUUAUGAUUGCAACAGCUAGUUCACAAUUUGGUAUUGAAUUAUAUGAUUUAAGACAACCAUUACAAAGAUUAUCAAGAUUUUUUCCAUCAUAUAUGGUCAAUAGUCCGGCUGCAAUGUGUGUACAUUUUAAUCAUAAUGGUGAUAAAAUAUUAGCAUUAGGUAGAAAAUUACCACCAGUUUUAUAUGAUGUACGUUGUCCAUAUCCACAAUUAUUAUUCGAAGGUGAUGGUUUUUAUAAUUAUUGUACAUUAAAAGAUUGUAGUUUUGCCGGACAAAAUGAUCAAUAUGUUAUAUCGGGUUCGGAUAAUUUUUAUAUUUAUAUGUGGAAAAUACCCGAUAUUGUUCGUAAUGAUAAAUGGAAACAAAAUCCAUUGAAUAAUGAUUCAACAACAUUUGUUGCAAAACCAAUACAGAUAUUAACUGGUCAUCGAUCAAUUGUUAAUAAAGUACGAUUUAAUAAACAAAAUGGUAUUAUUGCAUCAACUGGUGUUGAAAAAAUGAUUCGUCUUUGGAGUCCAUUAAUUAGAUUUGAUGAAGAUGAAAAUUAUAUUGAUUCAAAAGAACCAAAAUUUUCAAGACAAUUAUAUCAUUAUACUGAUUAUAUUGGUGAUUUAGAUUUACAUAAUAAUAGUGAACAUAUAUUUGAAGAAGAUUAUCGUUUAAUUGCCUAUUUUGAUAUAAUGUUAAAACGUGAUAUAUCAUUAAGUUCAUAUAGUUCAUCGGAUGAUGAAAAUCGUUCUUAUUUUGAAUUAUGUGAUUAUUCAUCAAGUUCAUCCGAUAAUGAACAACAACAACAAAAUAAUGGUGAUGGUGAUAACAAUAAUUAUCCAUUUAUUGAUCUUAAAUCGGAUACAGAUGAUAAAUUUCAUAUACAAAAUCAUUAUAAUUUUAAAAAUAAUCAAACACUAUUUAAUAAUAAUAAUGCAAUAAUAAUUGAAAAUAAUAGAAAAAAUCUAAAUAAUGAUAAUGAUAAUGAUUAUAUGAAUAUUUCAUAUUCAAAACGAAUGUAUAUUCGUUAUUUAAAAAGUAUUGUAAAUAUUAUUAUUAAACAAUUGGAAACAAUACAACCAGAAUUGAAUGAAAUUCUUCAGCAAUCAUUACAAUCAUCAUCAACAACAACAACGACGAAUGUUCGUAAAUCUGAAACAACAUUAAAACACGAACAGCGACAGGAAAAUGUAUCGAUACUAUUUUUAAUGAGAAAAUUAGAUAAUGAAUUUCGUUCAUAUAAUGAUCUUUAUAAAUGUAUACAGAUUAAGAAAAAAUAUAAACUACUUUUACAAUCAUUUCGUUUUGUAUCGGAAUUAUAUGGUGCUUUACGUACAGGGACAUUAUUUCGACGAUCAUAUAAUAAUCAUGGUGAAUUGAAUUUAAAAACAAUUAUAAAUUUAUUAAUGAAAUCUGAUCAGGUGGAUAUUUUGGCACGGAAAAUGUCAAUUAUUGAAGAACGAAAAUUAUGCGAUCGAAAACUACAUGGUCUCAUUAUUAGUUUUUACAAGAAAAUUUUACAACUAGCCAAACUUUUACUUGAUGUAAAAUGUUUUAUAAAUUUACGAAAUAAUCCAAUUGAAUUUUGUCAUCUAUCAUGUUCAAAUAAUGAUAAUCAUCAUCAACAUUCAAUAUUUUGUUUAAAUAAACGUACAUCAACUAGAUGUUUAACACGGAAUUAUGCUGAAGUUGAAAUUGAUACAUCUGAUUCUUCAUCGGAUGAUGAUGAUAUUAUUGAUUGGAAUACGGAUAAUAAUAAUUCUGAUAUCAAUGAUGAUGAUGGUGAUGUUAUUGGUGAUUUUCCUGAACCACCGAAUGAAGAUUUACAAUCAAGUAGUGAUCUUAGUGAUGAUGAUGAUGAUGAUAAUGAUGACGAUGAUGAUGAAAGAAAAAAGAAAAAUAUUUGGUCAAAUAAUUUCCUAACAUAUUAUUCCGAUUCAUCCGAUGAUGAUUCAAGUGAUGAUAUUGAAAACGACGACGAUGAUGAUGAUAAUGUUGAUAUUAAAGAAGAACCCGAAAAUAAAUCAAAAAGUGAUAACAUUGAACCAAAUGAUAAUGAUAAUGAUGUCGUUACUUUUUGA